Sinocyclocheilus rhinocerous is the source of this 3306-nucleotide messenger RNA. Its product is annotated as WAS/WASL-interacting protein family member 1-like. Gene Ontology annotation, biological process: actin filament-based movement. The transcript has 9 exons. Gene Ontology annotation, cellular component: actin filament. The record is from RefSeq and is a predicted model, not a curated record. Lineage: Eukaryota; Metazoa; Chordata; Actinopteri; Cypriniformes; Cyprinidae. Gene Ontology annotation, molecular function: actin binding. Bases 178 to 1647 code for a protein of 489 amino acids.
UGCAUCACAGACGAAUGUCCCGGAUAAAGGGAACGAAGUGUCUAGUGUAGUGGAGGAAGAAAAACUGGAUGCUUCAUGAUGAUGAUCGUUGCUGCAUUUGGUUCGUAAGCGCAGGACGCAGAGAAAAAGACGCAAACCACCGGUCUCAGUGAGAGGAGGUGACAACAAGGAGAAAAAAUGCCGGUACCUCCUCCGCCUCCCCCUCCCCCACCCCCCACCUUCUCUCAGGCAAACACUGAGAAGCCUGUCUUGAAUAAAUCGGAGCAGCAGGGCAGGAAUGCUCUACUGUCGGACAUCGGCAAAGGAGCAAGGCUAAAGAAGGCGGUUACUAAUGACCGUAGCGCCCCCAUACUUGACCAACCCAAAGGUGGUGGUGGAGGUGGAGGUGGAGGAGGAGGCGGGCCUGGAGGAGGAGGAGGAGGGGGAGGGUUUGGAGGUGGAGGUGGAGGUGGAGCUCCAGCUGGUCUGGGUGGGCUCUUCCAGGGUGGCAUGCCAAAGCUGCGCUCCACUCGAGAUGACUCUAGUAGUGUCAGACCUCCAGUUCUGCCACCUGGUGCUCGUAGCUCUGGUCCACGGCCCUUCGGAGGAGGAUCUGGCCCCGUCCCUCGUCUACCUCUGCAACGCAGUGAAUCCGUUGACCCCCCUCGCCCUCGAAUGACCCCACCGCGUCCUGAAACACCUGGAGGACCUCCUCCACCUCUUCCAAGUGCCCCACGGCCCUUUCAGAGUGGGGCACAGAGCAGGGGACCACCCUCACUUCCAGGGACUCCUCGUCUUGGUUCCGCACCAACUCCUCCACCUCCAAACCCUCCUGGACGACAGCCCGCACCUCCACCGGUGCCAGCUGCAUUUGGUCGUCCUCCUUCCAUUCCUUCGCCCUCAGCUGGUCAUGCUGGGCGGCCUCCUCCUCCCCCUGCACCUGGUCGAGGUGAUGACCGUCCUCCACCUGUUCCCCCUGCAAACCGUUCUUCUUUGCCACUCACUCGGGACAGCCCGCCCCCUCCACCUCCACCAUCAGUGAGCAGUAAACCAACUCCUCCUCCAGCUCCUGCUCCUGCCUCUCUGCGGCCACCUGUUAGUGCAGCACCUCCUCUGCCGCCCGGACGCCCAAGCCCGUCUACUCCUGAGGAGCAUACGCCACGUCUUCCUGAACGGAACCUGUCACUUGGCUCGCAUCCUCCUGCCCCUCCACCCGGGCGAUCUGGACCCCUUCCUCCACCUCCCUCUGAGAGACCGCCCGCAUUGGGCCGGAAUGCAGGUGGACGAACAGGUCCUCUUCUACCUCCACCUCCUUCUGGCCGUCCUGGAGGAGGAAGUGUGAGGUCAUCACUAGCCCCUCCUCCACCGAACAGACCAGGUGUGGAGCCUCAUCGUGCUGGCAGUAGACCACCACUCCCCCCAGACAGGCCCUCCUCUGGACCUCUGCUCCCUCCUCCCCCACCUAUGGGCAACGGAUACCACAAUCAGGGACAUCAUAUAGAUGAGUGGGAAUCACGCUUCACGUUUCGACCUGUAUCGGAUCUUCCACCCCCAGAGCCCUACAUUCCCUGUCAGAAGACCUAUCCUAGCAAAAUGGCCAGGAACGAAAGCCGAGGUUCAGGAAAGAAAGAGCGAGGUGCACCUCCCCUGCCUCCCAUACCUAGGUGAAAGAAACUGUUGUCUCAGGGUCUGACAAUCCUUCCCUCACCCAGUUAUCUUAUGUUCUCUGGUACUGUCUGUUUUUGAUAUUUUCUGCCAGAGUCAUUCAUUAAAAAUUUAUAAAAGAACUAUAAAAAUAACAACAUAUUACAGACAACAUAUCUUUUAUAAUAUUUUGUUUUUGUCUGCUUUAGAGAUUAAUACAUGAUGGCUAUUAUGACUAUGUCAAGUGAUGAGCUCUACAGUGAUACUACAGCUAAGUUUGACUUUAUUUUUGAGUGUUUUUCUGAGUAUGAUGCGUUAUUGCAGCAGUUCAUUGGCCUUCAGGAGAGUGUGAAUGUUUCGGCUUUUUGGCGGUCCUUGACACAUACAGACAAAUGUCCUUGUCUCAUACAGAAUAUAUCAUUGCUUAAUCAGGGCAGCCAUUUCUUUAGAUAAUGGUGCAGCCAUUUAUAGAGCCACAUAGGGCAUCAGUAUUUGUUAGACAGUCCUUGAUGUAAUUAUAUUUUUAAAGAAGUGCAACAUUUACAUUAAAGCAUUUUGGUGCGUUUUGGCGCCCCCUACCUUCUUGUCUUCAUACAACACAGUCGUUAUAUACAGUAGCAUUGACAUUUCAAGCCCUCAAAUGUAAAAGUCACGUUAAAUAUUAAAGGAGUAUGUGUUUGCUUUAGUACCUGUAUGUGUGUAUGUGUAUGUGGUGAUAAGGGCCAGAAUGAUAUACAGAAUACUAAAAUCUGAGUUGCAGUUUGUCAGUACUCUAUAUGUUGCAGAUUGAUUUGUUCACAUAUGCAGUCCCUGAUGUGAAAAUAGCAAGGACUGAGUUUAUGGGAAAAUGUAGAUGCCAUUUAUUAAAGAUUCUUUAGAUCAUCCCCCAUUUAAACAAGCCUGAGAGCAGACAUUGUAUAGGACUGAUCUUUAAAUGAAAGAUGAUUUGCCAUAAAAUCCUAUGCAAGUGGGUUUCUGUGUAUUAUGAGAUUGUAUCUGUGUUGACGUACGACAAAAAGCCAAAAAUGUGUUUAAGAAGUGUUAUAUUUUAUGAUAUACGUAUGUAUGCACUUGCUUGUUUUGUUGAUGUUUGCUCAGUAUUAUGUUGCCUUAAGGAUAUUUCUCAGAUGUGUGCUGUUAUAUUUGCCUAAAGCACUUGACUAAAAGUAUAUUCAAUAAGUGUAUCAUACCUUGAAUUACAUUUCAUUUGUUUUCUUCAUUUAUAUACUUUGAAAGAAUCAAGAAGCCAAGCAAUGGCUUGGUUUAUGCUGCCUUAUGUUUGUUUACAUAAAGAGAUGAAUUACAAAGGCAUUUUAAUGAUGCAUUAAAAAGGAAAAUUACAGUGAUAUAUGCAAUGUAGCAUAACAUCUGAAGCAUCUUGAAUUUAUUAGAGAGAAGAGAGAUGAUUGCACAGCCAAAAAGAAACAAUAUUUGCCACCAACAUUAUUAGUAAUACUAAAGGCCUCUGAUUUAUGUUCUGUUUGCACACGUCACUGACAGUGUUGUGUGACCCGAUGCUUAAUGUGGUACUUUAGAUAUUUUCUUUGUGCAUGUAGAUGCACAUUUCAGUUUCAUACAACAUAUUAUGUUGUUUCAUUUGUGUAUUUACUUUAUAACAAACAGUCUUCUGCUAUUCUGGUGUGCCAAAUAUGUUGUUUUCUAAAUAAAUAUGCAAGUGAAGCU